AACUUUGGCUUGGCGUGAUCUCUUUCGUUCGCAAAACAAAGCUCAACUUUUAGCGGUUUUUAUGCAAAAAUAAAUAACACAAGUUGCUAAAGAUGUGUUAAAGUGUUUUGCAUGACAAAUACAACAAAUAGAAACAGAAAGAAGAAAAAUAUACACGCUUAAUGCUCGUUUUAAAGGUGCCAAUUAAUUGAAAAUAGUCCGCUCGUAAAAAGGUGCUAAAAAUAUUUAAUCCCAAUCGAGCCAAACAACCAACAAACGAAACCAAAAAGAAAAUAAUUGAAAGAUGCGUUUCAAUUUCACGAGCCACACGGCGGCUGUGACAACAACAUCGACGCCAGCAUCGACCACAGUCGCUGGCUACAACAAGGAGAAGUCUGCACAGCCGCUGAAGAGGCCGCCAACAAUCGAAGAGGAUCCCGAUUCACUGGACAGUGUGAUCAGCAAUCCGCAAUCGUAUCCCAUCACAAUUGUUCCCAAUCGCCCAGCCAGCUUCUACGGCCUCUCCACAAAUGGCAAAGCGUUUCAACGGCAGCCAAGUUGCAGAUCCCGCAACUUCCGCCCGGGCAGCAUGCGACGCGUGCGACGACGCGCGGUUUUCAAGAAUGGCGACUGCAACGUGGUGCAGAAGCAUUUGCAGCGGCGACGCGUGCGCUUCCUGCAGGACAUGUACACAACGAUGGUGGACUGGCAAUGGCGCUGGACACUGCUCGCCUUUGCACUCAGUUUCAUACUCUCGUGGCUGUUCUUUGCUCUCAUCUGGUGGCUCAUCAUGUACACACACGGCGAUCUCGAGGAGCUGCAUUUGCCUCACAAUCAAGAGGACUCUGGCUGGGCGCCUUGUGUCUCUGCCAUUGAUGGCUUCACCUCCUGCUUUCUGUUCUCCAUCGAGACACAGCACACCAUCGGCUACGGUGUGCGCACUACGUCUCCUGAGUGUCCCGAAGCCAUCUUCAUGAUGUGCUUCCAAUCGAUCUUUGGCGUCAUGUCCUCCGCCUUCAUGGCUGGCAUCGUGUUCGCCAAGAUGACGCGUGCCAAGCAGCGAGCACAGACGCUACUGUUCUCUAAGCACGCCGUGAUCUGUCAACGAGAUGGUUGCCUCUCGUUGAUGUUCCGUGUGGGUGACAUGCGCAAGUCUCACAUCAUUGGCGCAGGAGUGCGUGCUCAGCUGAUCAGGACACGCAGCACGAAGGAGGGCGAAGUGAUGACGCAGCACUUUACGGAACUGCAGAUUGGCACCGACGAAUCUGGCGCGGAUCUGUUCUUCAUCUGGCCCAUGGUGAUUGAGCAUAGGAUUGAUGAGAGUUCGCCGCUUUACAACCUGAAUGCCACCGACAUGCUGCAGGAUAAGUUUGAGAUUGUGGUUAUCCUUGAAGGAACUGUGGAGUCAACGGGACAAUCAACUCAAGCCCGAUCGAGUUAUAUUAACACUGAGAUACUCUGGGGACAUCGCUUCGAUCCUGUGGUGCUCUACAACAAAGAUCUCCAGGCAUAUGAGAUUGACUAUGCGCGCUUCAACGAAACCACACAGGUGGACACGCCCCUUUGCAGCGCCCGCGAGCUGAACGAGAUCUACAAGAUACAGGAGGGAUUCAGGACACCAGAGACCACUUUCAACCUGCGUCAGGUGUCAUCGAACAAUCAUUCCGAUCAGGCCUCAUAACGCUUCUGUCUCGUCCAAUGUUUCGUCUUCCUAUUUGUUGCUAUAUUUACAUUUAGUUCUUAGCUUUGUUAUUCCCCUCGUUUCCCCUCCUGCGACGGCUUGCUGCUCGCCCAAUCUCUCGACGACUUCGACGCAAUCGAACGGCUCCGCUCGGAGGCAGCGCUGGCAGCUGUCGAUGCCCUUGCAGCGAGGCUUUUCUAGCGACACUUGAACACUAAAACUGAAGUUAAUAAAUGUUUGAGCUUUUAGUUUACACCAAAUUACACGUUUCUCU
Drosophila albomicans is the source of this 1934-nucleotide messenger RNA. RefSeq names its product G protein-activated inward rectifier potassium channel 3 (gene Irk2). The transcript has 6 exons. Bases 284 to 1660 code for a protein of 458 amino acids. Gene Ontology annotation, cellular component: plasma membrane. Gene Ontology annotation, biological process: regulation of monoatomic ion transmembrane transport; potassium ion import across plasma membrane. The record is from RefSeq and is a predicted model, not a curated record. Gene Ontology annotation, molecular function: inward rectifier potassium channel activity. NCBI's taxonomy places the organism in Eukaryota, Metazoa, Arthropoda, Insecta, Diptera, Drosophilidae.